Lobosporangium transversale is the source of this 5385-nucleotide messenger RNA. RefSeq names its product Rap1-interacting factor 1 N terminal-domain-containing protein. The coding region runs from base 42 to 5369 and encodes 1775 amino acids. Gene Ontology annotation, biological process: telomere maintenance. Gene Ontology annotation, cellular component: nucleus. NCBI's taxonomy places the organism in Eukaryota, Fungi, Mortierellomycota, Mortierellomycetes, Mortierellales, Mortierellaceae. The record is from RefSeq and is a predicted model, not a curated record. The transcript has 11 exons.
CACUUUCUUUCUUUCGUACACGCGACAUACACCGAGAAAUAAUGGAUUCACUUACGAGCAAGAAGAGAAAAGCAGAAAUCACGAUACUGGACGCAACAUCUACUGCCAAAACGUCUCAAUCUUCACCUUCCCCUAAGAGCCGUCGGGUGAGGUCGACUGGUGAUAUUAACGAUAACGCUAGUACUAACGACAGCAACAACAACAGUGAAAAAGUAUCUCCAUCAAAAUCAAGGCUUCAGCAUGGGCAGGAUCUAUCACAUCUACAGCGGCCUUCUUUUCAGGUCACUGAUCAUCCAAAGCAGCCACCAUUGAACCCUAAGUUUGAGCGCCCUUAUACUAGGUCUAGCAGCUUGCUCGACCAUAGUCCUGACUCCUCAAAGCCUCAAGAGAAUGUUGCAGCUCUAAAGUCAACCAGAAAAAAACAUAGACAUGUAGAGGAGUCAGGAGUGCCCGCAUCAUCACAGUCAUCGAAAAUUGCGUCAUCAUCUAAAAGCUCGAAGCGAACGUCUGGAGAAGACCGACGCCAGUCAACGGACGAGCCGGAAGGCAUUUCAGCCAUAGCACCCACCACGGCACCUCAAGAAUCACCAAACAACAAUGUCCAGGAAAGCCAUAGUACGCCAUCAAAUGCUGUAUCCCACAAGCCUUUGGCGGCAACUGAUGUUCCUGUUUCUAUACCUGCUCAGAUUGCAGUCGUAGAAGCUUCUCCAAGCAAGCGCGUCGCAUUCUCUCCUUACAGACAAAAGUCUCCAUUGUCGAUCCCCAGCGCGGCGUCUACUCCCAAAUUGAAAGGGAUUCUUAAGUCACCAGCUCCGACACGUGUUUUGAACCGAGACCAUGAGCUUGAUAGCACUGAAAUGAGAAACCCUUUUGUUGUAACUACAGAGAGCGAUUAUUCGGAAAGAAAAUCCUUUGUAAAGGAAGCUCUUGAGUCACUGCAGUCUGAGGAUGCUCAAAUACGCUCAUCAGCCUACCUUAACUUGCAGGCCAAGUUCAGAGAGGGCGAUGAAAACCCUUUCUAUCUGAAGGAAGUCAAAGAGUCAAUGCGAUUGUUUGCGAGGUAUCUCAUGAGGGAUUUAGAUCUAAAUAGCCCUCCGAGUUUGAUUCAGGCGACACUGAAGUGCACAGGCUACUUUCUUUUCAACCAGAGAAUUGUCGCGAUGUUUACUUCAAAAGAAAUCGAGGCUCUACUUAUACAAAUCUUACAUUUGGUCAAUGCGGCGGAUGAGAAACCAACUUGUAAUUUGGCGAUCUGGACUCUUUCCUCUACCAGAAUCCCUCCAAGACUCUUGUAUCCGUUUCUCCCGCAAAUGAUCGAGGCUUUCUUGGACAAUCUGGAGUCCCGAUUCAAGUCGUCAAGUAUUACGAGUGAAUCCUUAGGAGGCAUGUUUUCCGUAUUUACACAAUUUCCGAAUGAAAUUGUGGCAACAGUCCAAUCAUGGCUCAUACCUGUACUUACGAGGUUAAUAUCACCCAUUCCUGGUAUCCGGUCAAGGGCGCUGGAGCUGUUGACAAUGGCGAUCCCUAAGUUGAUUGAAAAGGAGGAUCCGAGGCGAAUACAGGCCGUCAACGAAUUCAUGGAUGAUUAUAGCACUGAGUUCCUUGAGGUUUUGACAGCAAACUUUCUGGAUGCUAAUGAUGAGGUUUACGCCGUCACUGUCUGGGGCGCUCUGGUCACAUUAAUGGGAAAGAAAUUACAAAAAAGUCCAUUGCUCAACCCCAUGCUAAAGAUGGUGGAGAAAUGUUUUAAUUCGACAUCAUCCGCGAGGACAGAAAUCAAAAUGGCUGCGUUUCAAGCAUGGACGCGACUCAUAUAUAAUUUUGCUAUUGGUGGACAUAUCGCAAACGAAAAGCCUCUUAAACUAAUGCUUACCCCAUUCGCAAACUGCCUUUUUAACGAAAGGCACAAGCGCAUUCGACUAGCAUGUUUCAACGCCUGGAUAUCCCUUAUUUAUGCCCUCGGUUCCAGGCUAUCAAAGCACGCAGAUCAGGUCCUAUUUCCUCAGCUGAAACUUGCGAUUGUGGACGAGUCUGAGCAUGUCCGUGACCUCGCGCUCAGACUCAUUGUGGCUUUGAUCUCUAAUUCUGGUGGCCAAGACCUUGUGGAAGGGCGCCAGAGUAUAGUACCUGGAUCAAUCACAUUUUCGGAUCUAGGCUGUGCAGAGGCAUCUUGGGUACGUACGGACUUGCUGGAUAUUUGUCUGGACUGUGUUUACCAAACUGUUGGCCUACAACAUAGGAUUCAGGAAGCAGCACGCGAAGAUUGGAAGGUACUUGGAUUGACGGAGCUACCUCUGCUUACGCAGCGGUGUGCGACGACUUGGGAAACCAUCGUGAGAGCCAUCCGAGAUAUUAAUCUGCAAGAGAAGGGUAUGAGCGCCACUUCUGAGGCAGAUCGUGCUCUGUCAUCACUGCUAUUUUUUGUAGAAAAAUUGUCACGGUGCAACCCGAAAGCACUCAUCCCUGGCGAAUGGCCGAACUGUGACCCUGAGAAGCUUGCACUGUUGAAACACGAUACAGAAUCGACAGGAUACAUCAUUCGAGCGGACAUCAUACAUUAUUUCCUUACUUGCGUUAUUGAGAUUUUUUCUCCCAGAACGCUUAUGUCUGCUCGAUAUCAAGUUCGAGACAAGAUUCACGACGAUAUUUAUAAUGCCAUCUAUCCUGUUUCUGAACCAACAUCACAGACAAGUGAUGUGGCCCCGCUUCCUCAAGAUGAGGGCCUAAGAAGUGGUGUCAUCUUAUCGCCGCUCGAAUUCAUUCUCAAGAGCUGGCUGGCGACAGGUGAAUCAGUCAUUGGGACUGCAUUAGAGGAUCCAUUCUGGCAAGCCAUAUCAGCCUUUGUGGAGUUUUCAACUAAAGGGAUCAAUGCCCUCGGUCCGCUGUACAGGUGUUUGGAUCAUAUUGAGGACAUUCGAAUGAAGAGACAUACCACAAACACCAGUAUUUGGCCUGAGUAUUCCAAUGAUCCAAUUACGCCAACGGCAUUCCGCGUGUUCCAGUGCAAAUUCUGGGCUAUAGUCUCACAAAAACUCAGAGCAACUAUCAGUAGAACUAACCAGAUUAUAGAUGGUACGGUGACAGGAUAUGAGCAGGCUUAUGUGAGCUUUAUCAAAUUUAUGAUGUAUCCAUUUAUGAUUCUGAGUGAUCCUAAUGACAUCAAACGAGAUAUACCCGACAUGGAUUACAGUCAACGCAUGUUGGACAGUCAAGAUCCAGUGAUUACACAAAUGGUUCAGUUCAUGGAGACAUUUAAGGCCAUUUCUUUACCUACUUGGACUGAGCUGCUGCAGAUUUUUUAUAGAACCGCACAACAUAAACGGAGUCAUGGUAACGAUGUAAUGAAUACAUUAGCUGCUCAGAUUCGGGAGCUGUACGGCAGGAGACAGCCAUUUGUUUGGAUUCAGUCAUUUAGCGUGGCAUGUACUAGCAACAUUGUCGAUACAUUAGUGUUGCAUGGUUUUAAGGGGCCAUCAGCACAGAAGUCAUCAGUACCCACAUCAAGAAAUACCACUCGUGGACACCGCAUUAAAGAAAAUUUUGAUGAUCUGCUCAACCUCUGCUCGGACCUAUUUGCGGAAGCAUACGAUAAUGUGAGGUACAGAGCAGAGUUGAUUACCUCCGAAGGUAUUCCACAGAUUCAAGAAGCAGCGUUCUUGCUCAUGGAAAGAACCAUCAACAAAGCCCCUUCGUCACAAAUCAUUCAAUGGCUUCAAGUCCUACAGCCGUCUAUUAUUACAUGGUUUGAUGAUCCCAUGAUGAACAUUCGUAAUCUAUCCAAGAUGCAGCGUCGACCCUACAGAGCUAGGAUUGAAACUAUGUGGACUCGGUGCAUUUUAGAAAAACUACUCAAAUGUUCGCCAUCAUCGAUCGGCGUAGGUGGUCCGAAUUCUGCUUUUGGUUCAGUGCUUCCGGCGCCUCUGACUACAAUUCGUGGCAUUUAUCAACAUAUGCAGCAAAAAUGGCAAAAGGCUUCAUCUGCCUCGAAUCCAGCUAAUCCAGUCUUGGAUACCAAACACGCUGCUAAAGAUGUUGACUCGACCUCCGGGCCUUUCAACUCUGAAACAUUAGCUCAACUGUCUCCAUUGCUGUUUGCUGCACUCAACUCUCAUCACAAGUCAAUCGUCAAUAAGACACUGGAAUUCUGGAAUCAAACAUUCGGCAAGUCUAACACUGAUCUAAAUUAUCCUGAGGACAUUGCUUUAAUCAUGCAGCAGCUUAAGCUUGUAGCGACAAUCAGUCUUCCAGGAUGGAAAUUCGGAGACAACUCACAGACAGAAGUCCCACAAUUCGCAUCACUGUCACAGGAAAUGCUAUCACUUCCUCAAGAGCUCCAUGUGCGGUCUGAAUCGGGUCUAUCGAGGCUAUUGAAAGAGAAGGCGGCAGUUGCACGACAGCUCUCGAGAAAAAAGAACAAGCAGACACAAGGAGUAGGAGUUGGCGAUGCAGCUACUUUGACAGGUUUGCAGGAUGGAGCAAACAUCAGUAGUAGUAGCAACAAUACUAGCGGCGCAGCCACUCCAAGCUCGUUGUCAACACCAAUCGGUAGCAGGCCUCAAACUCCUCUGAUCCAUACAGACUCGUCUGUACAGCAACUCGACGUCAAUAGUGAUAACAACAAUAUCGAUCCCGAUAUUGGCGCAUCACCAACCAGAAAAUCCGAUAAAGGUAAAGAGAUCUGGGUUGCAAAUCCUCAUAAGGCGAAUCCUGAUCCAAAGUUGAUGAAUGAGCCGGAUAGUGCUGAGAACUCUAUGGAUGAAGUUGAGGUAUUCUCGCCCUCGAAACGAGCUCAGAAAGCAUUAGCCAUGAAAGAAACACAAUUACGGCCUCCCUCUACGAAGAACUCGCUUUCGAAGCCAGCGAAUACAACAACGACCAAAAUUAAUGACACGCACAUUAAAGUAAAUGAGACCAAUAGGGUUAUGGAUUUGUCAACACCAGCAUCAACAUCUGCAUCUGCACUUGCAUCAGUAUCAGGGCCUAGCAGUGUCUACUUUAGUGCAGGUUCCAGUCCAAGAGACAACAAUAGUAAAGGCAACGAAGAAGUUGUAACGCCGACUCCGUCAGAGGGCUCAUCACCAUCGGCUACUGCAUCAAUCCAGCGUGAUAAUGCAGAAAUAAGAACUAUGGAGGAUCGACGGAUCCGAAUAGAGGCACCAGGCAAUGUCAAUGGCGGCGCUGAAAUACCUAAAUUGAUUGAGACUGCCGAAGAAUUUUUAAAGACGGUUCAGCACCUUGGAGAGGCGCGCAAUGUCGUCAAUCAGAUGGACACGAGACAACUCUUUGAGCUACAAAGGCAAUUAAUGGUGUUGAAUCAGGCCGCGCAUGAUGCAUUGAGCCAGAGUAUGAUGAAAGAUGCCAGAAAGUGAUUUUUUUUUUUUUUUU